Molecule: messenger RNA, 1185 nt
Organism: Epinephelus lanceolatus (giant grouper)
Lineage: Eukaryota; Metazoa; Chordata; Actinopteri; Perciformes; Serranidae
Gene: hspb6
Product: heat shock protein, alpha-crystallin-related, b6
Biological process (GO): response to heat; negative regulation of apoptotic process; protein refolding
Cellular component (GO): cytoplasm; nucleus
Source: RefSeq, a predicted model, not a curated record
AAUACACCCAGAUCCUAUAUAGCCCUGCCUGCUCACCCAAGGGUACGCAUCCAGAACAAAACAGAGACAAGGUGCCCCACUACGAAUUCCCAACUCAUUAUGCAACUCCAGUAUAAAACACACACACCGUUAACACGUCCGUCACGUCAAGCAUCCAGAUAAAGAGGAGCUUGGAGUCAGACAGACGGGCGCAUCAUCCCUCCUCUCAUUUCACACAGGACACAAGCAGUUAACCAGGGGCUGUCCGUCCUGCCAGCACUCUAACUUGGUCAGGGAAUUUAAGCAGAGUCUGCUUUUUAGAAAUGGACUUCAUCCUGCCACCCACUCUGCCAGCUGUGGGUAUCCCAUGGGAGAAGGUUUUACCACCUCUCAUUCCUCGGCUGAAUGGGACUUAUGGGCAACAUAAUUGGUCCCCGAAACUACUCUUACCAGAGACUGAUAACACCAGCUCUGCAGAGGUGAACUGUGACGACAGCGGUUUUACAGUUCAAGUGGAUGUGAAGCACUUCAACCCAGAGGACCUCAUGGUCAAAGUGAUAGGAGACUUUGUGGAGGUGCAAGGCAAGCAUGAAGAAAAGAAGGAUGGCCCAGGGGUUACGACACGCCAGUUCAACCGCCGCUACCGAAUCCCAAAGGGAGUGGACACCAUGGCUUUGGAGUCAGCAGUCUCUCCAGAUGGCAUCCUCAUCAUAUCUGCACCGAUGCUGCACACCCACGACUCCAGAACCCUGACUUCAUCACAAUAAUAGCAAACAUUAAAAUCUCUGUCAUCUUCACCAUGUAUGAAAACGAAUGCAACAGAAGCCUUUAAGAAACACACAGGCACAUACAGAAAUAACUUCAGGCUCCUUCAAUCACAGCAACACUCGGCCCAUGUGCCAAAACACUCGUUUGUUUGGUUCCUGGCACCGUUCUAAUAUUCCCUGCUCUCUGAGGUUUGUAUAUACUGCUCUGCUAUUACUCACCGAUGUUACAUAAUGUUUCAAGGAACCAGUCUUUUGUAAAUAUUCUGCGUUCGAAAGAUCAAACUGCUGUUUGUUUUUUUCGAAUUUGCAACUUUUUGUAAAAAGCACUGUGUUGUGGUUGUGAUUAAUGAUGCACGCAAACAUAUCUCUGAACUCUUUAAUGUGGAAAUGUUUCUUCAAAAAUGAAAAAAUAAACUUUAUUUCUUUAUAAAAAACAAAA